Aspergillus alliaceus is the source of this 929-nucleotide messenger RNA. RefSeq lists its product as uncharacterized. The transcript has a single exon. Lineage: Eukaryota; Fungi; Ascomycota; Eurotiomycetes; Eurotiales; Aspergillaceae. The record is from RefSeq and is a predicted model, not a curated record. Bases 91 to 678 code for a protein of 195 amino acids.
UGAUAAUCUUUCCCGUCACCCCUCCGUUCCGUCUUCCCUCCUAUACCAUAAAACGUAACCAAGAAAACGAAGGAGAGAAUCACAAUCAUUAUGUCAACAUUCGCUUUUGUCAACUCUAGCGAGAAGGUCCCCGGUAAUGGAAUCCUUCCUGCCGAAUUUACAAUAAAGGCCUCUCCGGCCACGGAUGUAUGGUCGAAACCUCCAUCCACGGAAAGAUUCAACGCUCCGAUUCUAUACCGGAGCGUUCCGUUGAACUCAUUUAAGCGGGCGAGGGUUGCCUUCAAUGCCUUCUGGAAAGACAAGUACGACCAGGGUGGACUCAUCCUUGUUCUGAACAGCGCUGAUGGUGCUCGGAGAUGGGUUAAGACCGGUAUCGAGUUCACCCACGGUAAACCCCAUCUGAGCACUGUUGCAAAGGAUAGAUACGCGGACUGGAGUUUGCAGCCGGUCCCAUCAGGUGGUGGAGCAGCGACACUGGAAAUUGUCAGAGAACCAGACAAUAGUCUGUGGAUCUAUCUAGUCGAGGGUGUACAGAAGAAUCCUCUGCGGGAAAUUACUUGGUUCUUCGCGGAUCAAAAUGUUCAAGAUCUCUGGGUGGGAUUAUAUGCAGCCAAGCCUUCUAAGGAGGGUGAGGAUCUGGUGGUCAAUUUCGGACAUCUGAUCAUUGAUACUGUUUAAUCUCGCAAGUAAAAAGGUGUGUGGUUCGACAUAAAGCGUUACUUUUAUUAGACUGGGCGGAGGUAAAUUGCCUUUUCAACGAUGAAGUUGUUUAGACCUUGGUCUACUUGCAAUAUGAUGGACAUAGAAGUGUUGAGCAAUAUUUAUAGUAUCAUCAUCAACUUGUACCCAAACUUCAAGUGAUAUAAUCCAACUUUAUAGAGGAUAGAGUAAUCAUUUUAACACAAUGGACCAAUUCUUAAUUUGGAAGU